AUGUCAAAGAAGUACGACGAAACGCCGCUCAGCGUCCUGGCCCGGACGAACUUGGACAAGUACUUACAACAACGUAGUAAGCUCGCCGAGAAGAAUCGUUCAGACCAACCAGAGUCACUGCGAGGCCGGCAGGUGAUCUUGCUUUCUGCUGAGUCCACGUUUGCCGAGGCGUUGAUGAUGAUGUCCACCGUGCGCGUGCAAUCCGUACCGCUCGUUCGUUACAAGAACCCGGGGAGUUCCACCGGUCCGUACGAUGCCCUGUGUUUUCUGUCCGUCGGCGAUCUCGUGGCGACGGUCAUCGAGCGCGUCGAGAAGGCGGACAUCAAGGGUACCGACCCGGUGUUCGGUCUAAUGGCUCGCCUGGCCGCGAUUGGUUUGGAACUCGAGUCGCUUCCACUGAAACAAGCCCGGACGAAGUGGGACGGGACGGUGCUAUGGAAGAGCGCGUCGACCACGCACUCGCUCGCUGAUUGUUUGAACAGGUGUUUGUACAUCGGAGGCGAGUCGAAUCCGGGCGAGAUAUCGUUGCGUGGGUGCCCACACAGGUUCGCUGUGAUGUCAGACGACGACAAUAGGAUCGAGCACAUCGUGUCUCAAUCCGACAUCGCGAUGUACUUGCACACGAACCGAGAUAUCUUGACCGAUUUGUUCACCGACGCCACCGUGGAGGAGCUAGGACUGGCGCGGACGCCGGGCGUAGCCGCAUGCGUCGCCUCGAUGCCGACCAUUGAAUGUUUCCGGGAGAUGGAGCGACACCGCGUCGGUGCGGUGGCAAUCAUCGAUGAGGCCACGCGUGCUAUCAUUGGGACCCUGAGCGAGAGCGAUAUCACGCAUCUAGGGCGCGGUGGCGCCGGCUUUGCUGCGCUAGCGUUGCCCGUCGCGGAAUUCAUCAUGCACGCACAUGGAAUCUCCGCAUGGACGCCGCCGGUGGCUCAGCGACAAGGACCGUUCAAUCCGAAUUCAAGCGCAUUCUCCGUUGCAUUGAUGCAACACGCUGAGUCACUCGUCGUCGCGUGCAAACCGUCCGACAAGCUCACCGACGUGCUCGCGGCGAUGGAUCACAACGCGGUCCACCGUGUUUGGAUCGUGAACGAUGCCAAUCAGCCCACCGGCGUGAUCGCGCUCGCCGAUGUCCUCGCCGUCGUGGCAAACAUGGGGAUGUCCAUGGAGAACGUUCGUGCGGCGCGAGACAAGAUGUUGGUCGCGUGA
This is a messenger RNA of Ostreococcus tauri, 1209 nucleotides long. RefSeq names its product CBS domain. Bases 1 to 1209 code for a protein of 402 amino acids. The transcript has a single exon. NCBI's taxonomy places the organism in Eukaryota, Viridiplantae, Chlorophyta, Mamiellophyceae, Mamiellales, Bathycoccaceae. The record is from RefSeq and is a predicted model, not a curated record.